AUGGUCACUCGUACAUCCGGGAUCCAGCUCUCAAAGUCACUUCUAGCCUGGCCUGUACGCACUACUCUGUUUGAAUCAUCUUACCGAAUAAAGCACACUCAAUAUUCGACAACAAACUUUAGUGGGAGACGACAAUUCUUACACCAUAGCACAAAUCGGUUCUUCAAUUCUCGAUGUUGUUAUCAUGCUCCAGCUGCCACAUCUGUCAAUGACUCUCCCAGAGCUGAAGUUUCAUAUCCCUUUGACCAGUAUGCCUCAAGUAUCAUCAAGAAAAGCUGGGAUAGCACAAAGGAUACAACUGUAUCACUUCAGAAUUUUCUAGACGCCAUGUAUGUUGAAAAGGCAAGCUUAAGCCCCGAAGUAACGCAGCAAAUGCAGCAGUUCUGGGUUCCAUACAUGGAAGGCCUUAGUGUAGACAGAUAUGCUGAUUACCCUAAGAUUUCAGACUCGUUAGCCUGUCUACUUGUCCAGUAUUACUGUGUUAAACUGAACCUUGAGCGGGCAGCUGAGGUUUUCACCAACUGCUCAAGGCUGGGAAACUGCUUGAAUGGUUUUUCGUGCAAUCUUCUUGCGUUUUAUACCCUCCAGCAGCAGCAAAGUGUAUCUCAUCUGAAAACUUUCAGUACGAUCCUCCUGACUAUGUCUCAGUGCAAUUAUAAGUUUACGUUGAGUCAUCAGAUGAUUGAUAGGUGGCUUGGAGCGGCCCUAAAGGCCAAGGAUGUUGAUCUUUUAUCGGAAUUCGUCUAUCACUUCACAGAUAUAGCGAGUUUGCCAGCUCGAAAAAGCACUUCCAAAGUUUUCAGGUUUGCACUCACAUACGAGGAGCUACAACAAAUUUCCUUGCUGUGUGUUCAGGGAGGGAAGUUUGCACUUUUCUCGAAGAUUGUCGGCUUUACUCUCAAAAAAAUGCGUUCGGAUUCUGUGCCAUCCGCCAGAAUUAAUGAAUAUAGAUCUAAUAUGACACUUUCGCGUUUCAAUGCCUACGUUAAGAUGUUGGGAGCUUCAAAAGUCAUCCUGAAUGGUACUUUCAACACCUUCGGGUUUGCCGGCGGGAAACAUCACUGCAAAGCAUCAGAUUUUCCUUUACUUGUACAUUCUCUGGGUAAAGAGCAUCCAAACUUGAAGUAUGACACCGCCUUACAUCUCAUAGAACAGAUGUGUGGAUACCAUAUUAGGGAAUAUCUGGGACGGUACUCUCCUGUUUUGCAUCCUUUAGAACAGAAAUCAAGGAUAUAUAAGGCAGCUGUGGGGUCUAAAGCAGCAGUUGAGGAAAUUCAGUCCGAGUACUCUAAUCUGAUACGACUUUUGUGUGGGAACGGGGCGUCCCGAAUAGGUAAGCCUGCGAGGAUGUCAUCGAAGUACAGAAAUAGAGCAUCUGUGAGUAGGCAUGCUGUAUUUGGAGUUCUUCCCUUGAACAUAAUUCUAAAUGUGAUAGCAAGCACUAAUGGGGACCUGCGGGUGGCACUAAAGCUUGUGAAGUCGAUGAUUAAUAACCACAGAUGCUCGAUUGAUAAUGAAACCAUCGUUUAUUUGACACGAGUGUUUAGAAAAAAUGCAAAGAGCGGGCCUCUUCUUCCAUCCGUGAUUCAGGCAUUUAAAAAGGAUUUGGUGUUAAAUAGGCAGCUCUAUCUUUCAGUGCUUGACGUUCUCAUUGAGUGCGAUGGGAGGAUGGACGAUAUUUAUAAAUAUUUAAAUGGUUAUGUCCAUUGUGGAUACUUGGUUUCUGGUUACUUAUAUGAAAGGGUUAAGGAGGUAAUGGAGAAGCAAAACGAUAAGAGAUACAUGGAAUUCAAGCCUGUGUUGGACAUAUUUAACGAGGGAUAG
Brettanomyces bruxellensis is the source of this 1824-nucleotide messenger RNA. RefSeq lists its product as uncharacterized. NCBI's taxonomy places the organism in Eukaryota, Fungi, Ascomycota, Pichiomycetes, Pichiales, Pichiaceae. The record is from RefSeq and is a predicted model, not a curated record. The transcript has a single exon. Bases 1 to 1824 code for a protein of 607 amino acids.